Molecule: messenger RNA, 3870 nt
Organism: Poeciliopsis prolifica (blackstripe livebearer)
Lineage: Eukaryota; Metazoa; Chordata; Actinopteri; Cyprinodontiformes; Poeciliidae
Exons: 8
Coding region: 194-3601 (1135 amino acids)
Biological process (GO): positive regulation of transcription elongation by RNA polymerase II
Molecular function (GO): protein binding
Source: RefSeq, a predicted model, not a curated record
GAGAACUGCUGAACAUUUAUCGAUUCUUUGUAAUGUUCAGUUUAACGUAAGUUUCGCGUGAAAAGAAGAUUAAUUGCUCGUUAGACAAAUGCUUGCGCUUCAGGAAAAGUAAAGAUCCGGCAGUAACCAGCCCUUCGUGUGACUCAUUGAACGUAGCCCCCAAAAAUAUGAUUGAUCACAGGAUCUUGUGAACAUGCAGAGUUUCUGGUGGCCUGGCUAUGAAAUGCAGCUUCUUGAACAGCUGCAGACGCAACAAAACCGUGCCCAGUUCUGCGAUACCCUGCUGCAAACUGAGGGUAUCGCCAUCCCAACUCACAGCUGUGUCCUGGCCGCCCUCAGCCCUUACCUGAGCCAGAGGCUGUCGGACUCUCCCUCUCCUCCGUUGGGGCAGAAGCGUCUGCUCCAUCUGCAGGAGGUGACGGCCCACACCUUACUGAAGCUCGUUGGGCUCCUGUACUCUGGGAGGCUGGACGUUAAAAGCAGCAAGGAGCAGAACGAAGUUCUGGCCGCUGCCCACAAGUUUGGAAUUUCCGACCUGGUGUUGGGAUGCAGAGAUGGGGAGUGGAAAAGCGUAGAGCUGCUGGAACGAGGGCAGAGGUUUCACACUGGAGAAGGCAUGGGGAUGGAAAUGCAGGAUGCACAGGUUGAGAAAAGUGGAAAGACGGAGAAUUAUUCUCUUGUUCAAAGGAAAAGCUUUUUAUCUGUUGGGACUCAAACUGUAAACAAUACUCUGAUAUCUGUGGCCAGUCCUGGUCCUCUUUCUGAUCAAACUCCGCCUCCAACUGUAGAAACAGCAGUUUCUGCCUCACUGCUACCUCAAAACCUCGCCAAGAUUUCACUCGCUCCUUACCUAACCGUCCACAACGAGCCAGAGUCUGCAGCUGGACAGUGCUCUGACUCCUCAUCCUUCUCAGCUCCAUCCAGGUACAAAGGAACGGUGCCAUUGGUCGCCAACGACAAUGCCAGUUCACCGACAUCUCAUGAAAAAAACAUUUCCAAACAGUUGGUGGAAAGAGAGAGGAUAGGACAAGAAGAUGGACAUGCGACUGUGGAUGGAGGGAGUUGUGCUCAGCCAAGAGGAGGCUGCAGGGAAGCAAUACGGGCAGAAGAAAAGGAGAAGAGCAACUCGCAUCUUAGAAGAAGUGGAAAGAAUCUGGACAGGAUGAAAGAGGUAGAGCAGAUGAUGGACUCUGCACAGAUUUCUGUCAAGAUGAAACUGAGGAGGAGGACUAAAGGAGAAGAGUGGGAGAUUGUGGAACAUGCAGAUGAGACGGCAUCGGUUCCUACCAACCCGAGUCAGAGUUGCACCAACCAGAAACCCCCUCAAUCUGCUCCUAAAGUUGUCCACACCCCUGCUAACUCUGUCCAUCCUGUCCAGCCUGUCUUCACCUCCUCCCCCCAGCCUCCUAAACACGCCAACACCAGCUCGGACUCGGAGGCGCGCUCCAGCGGCUGGCUCUCUCUGAGCCGCAGCAGCGAGCUGGAGUCCGAGGGUCGCUCGCCGCUUCAGGGUCCCACGGAGGACUCUGAUGAGAAGAUAGACAAGUUGUUGGAGAACAUCAUAAUGAGCAUGAGCAUGCUGCCGGACCUGGGCAGGAGCUGCAGGAAGACGCAUGUGAACCACGACGACGUGCCGGCCUUUUGCCAGGUCCAUGGUGCAGAGAACGGGGAGGGGCCGACUGCGCCGCUCUCUGACGUCUGCACAGAGGAGUGUGUUUUCUACCAGGACCUGGGGAGGCAGGGGAGCCACUCAGACACAGGGCUCCAUUACUGUUUUGGAGCUCAGAACCAAUCAGGCUACAUAAACCCCCCAGCUGCACACACUGCUCUGCAGACAGUGCAACCGCAGGACUCAGAGUUCAGAUCCUUUGGACCGAUGGAUGGGCUAAGCUGGACCGGAGGAGAGAGCUCCCCGUAUCCCGUUUCGUGUUUCUCCAGCGGGCAGAAACUUCACGACUUGAUACUGCAGCAGCCAUUCUGCCAGGAAGACCAAAGCAUCGAGUUUUUGUCUCUCUCGCAUGAAAGCGACACGCAGUCAGUCGAUGCGUUUUCCCUGCCAACCAUGGAGGACUUGAGGCUGCCACAGUGUCUUUCCCCGUUAGUGCCCCCUGCAGGUCACCAACAGCCCGACCCCAGCGUCUCGGGCCGGAUGGAAAAUGAUGUUCAAAGUCUGCCCUGGCUCACAAAGAACGCCUGCAUGCUGACAUUUCCACUCAACGCCAUCACAGCAGGUAAAACUGAGCUGCUGGAAACCGACUGCAACACAGAGCAGUCGCAAAGCUUCAGGAAGCUCACGCUGAAAAACGAAGGACAGGCAAGCCCUGCGAAGAGUGUGGGACAGAGAGAAAUAAAACUCAAACAAGAGAGAAAACCUGACGCCAUGAAGAGGAAGAAAAGCAAACAUGAUGCUGCAGAAGACGUGGUACCGUCCAAGAGGAAAAAAAGACGGCGACCAGAUUCUUGGAGAGAGUUGGCUGAAGUUUCAUCCCUGGACCCAGAAGUUAAAAAUGCAGCAACAGCAGUUUGUUCUGUGAGUUUGUCAUGUAACAACAUCCUGAUGAAGCAGAAAGAAAUUGGCAUCAGCCCCCUAAACAAACCCCCGUCAGGAACAACAGCCACCGGCAACGAGAAAUCCAGAGAACCCAGAACGCAUGGUACCAAACAACCGCGGAUCAGAACCAGGGGCUUCAUGAAGCAGUCUGAGCGCGACACGAGCAACGCCGUCUCAGAUAAAUGCUGCGUUUUGAUCCCGGUGAUCCGCCGGGCCGUCGUGGUGCACAAACAAGAUCCAGGUGGGAACAAGAGGAGACGUGGGAGACCGCCGAAAAUAAAACUUGAGAAUUUUCAAGAAGAUGCCGGCGCAUUCGUUGAGCUCACGGGUCACAUUGAGACCAGCGAGGAAAUGUCAGAGAAGCAGUCGCCAAUGGAAGACAUAAAGUGUGGAAAACUGAUGAGCAGCGAGGAAGAGGCGAGGCAGCUGAAGACCACUACUAGUGAUGAGAGCUCUGGAAAGAACAAAACUGAUAACAUGAAAAGUGGUGAACCACAGAAGCAUUCGUGGAUGGUGACUCUGAAGGAGUUCCAAAAACUGAUUAAUCGCAAACACUCCAAAACAAGGAAAGGCACUGAAGUCCAAGACAGAAACAAACCUGCAGAUGUCGGAGACUUAGAGAAGCACGCUGAAAUAGACAAGAGUGGCGCCUCAGAGACUCACCGCCGGGAGCUUUUUGAUGCUACAGUUGAUGAAAAUCACAACCAGCUUCCCAACCUACUGGCAGCUGCGUGGAGCCUUCAGGAUGUGACGAGCAACUCAGAGGCCAGGAAGAGCUGCGGUUCAGGCGAGGAGGACAAACCGGCUUCUUCCUGCGACGUCCUCGAAGAGGAGAAACGGUUUUCUACAAGUCUUGAUGAAGGUGCAGAUGGCGGCAGCACUCCAUCUGGCUGCAACGGGAAAGAGGAGGACGAAGAGGUGGACGUCAUACUUUACUCUCCCGACAAAUUUUCAACCAGAGAGUUGGGAGAAAGGGUGGUCGUCAUUCCAGAUGAUGAUGAGGAGGACGAGGAUGUUAUCGAAGUAGACGUCAUAGGAGAUGGAGAAUAAUGCUUAGUUAUGUUUUGUUUUUGUUUGGUUUUUUUACCAUGUUUGUUCAGCACUUUUAAUAGUUACACAUUUUUAUAUUAUUUUUGAAGUUCAUUCGUUUCUGUCUGGCAGAUGCUUAUUUUUAUUGAAUCAGAAUUUAGUUUUCCACCAGAUUUAGUUAAGAAUGUACAGUUCGAGUGGAGGAUGUUUACAUUUCUGUAUUAACAAGCAGGAGGAAAGUUCUCACUGUUGUUUAUGAUUUUCAGAUAAAUUUGACUAAUUUCUGUGAA